This is a messenger RNA of Ambispora leptoticha, 375 nucleotides long. The record is from the annotation of a GenBank genome assembly. Lineage: Eukaryota; Fungi; Glomeromycota; Glomeromycetes; Archaeosporales; Ambisporaceae.
AUGUCCAAAAAAAGUCCAAUAACUUGUCAUGUUCUUGACACGUCGCGUGGUGAACCAGCGAAAAUGCUCCAAAUUAGAUUGGAGAAAAAAACGUCGACUUCGUCAGAAGAGCCUGAUAAGAAUUGGGUUCUUGUGGCAGUAGGAGAAACAAACGAAGAUGGCAGAUGUCCAAAUCUUCUUUCAGCUAAGAGUCCCGAAAUAACCGAAGGAUUAUAUCGUUUCACUUUUAAUACGGGCUCUUAUUUUCGUAAUUUUAAUAAAGAUACCUUUUAUCCAUACGUUCAGAUUAUCUUUGAAGUCACCGAUACGACGCAACAUUAUCAUGUUCCAUUGAUCCUGAGUCCUUAUUCUUAUACCACUUAUAGAGGAAGUUAA